AUGAGCGCUCAGGCAGGAGCAAGCGCAGCAUCGGCACAGCCACACCACGGUCGCCAGAAAAAGAACUCGAUUGGCAGCUGGUUCUCUAAGAAGUUUGGACGGAGACCGAGCGAUGCAGCUCAUGCCUCUGAUGGUACUUCGGCGAACGGCUCAGCUGGCGUAGGCGGAACGCUACCUGCAAGAAAGGGAGCAUCAAAAGUCGAUGAUCGAAGCAAGUCGUCGACACUGCCCAAGCUCAACGGCGGUGCUCAGCGUGCGGGCGUGACAGGUCAGCAGCCGCAGUUCGCCUCGGCCUUCAGCUCGGAUCAGGCAAACGGCCUCGCCAGUACGCUUGCUGUGCCCGGCCAGAGCGUCGCUGCACAGGGCAGCUUGACGCCUCCUCCGCAGCUGGACGGUAUCCCAAGUCAGGAGCCGCUCGGCGCGAUCGAUCUGCCCCGGUCGCCUCGUCCAGACACUGCGGCCAUCUCAAGUCAGCAAGAUCCCGGUGCCCUCUCCUCGAACACCUUUGCUCAUGACAAGGCGCUCGCAUCACCUCCUUCGACUGUCAAUGACCCCGUUUUGCCUUCGAGCGCGGUUCCGAACUCCAGCGCAGACGGUGCUGCCGCUCCUACCCCAAACGCCAUCAUCUCCAACGCACCGACCGCUCCCACGAACGACUUCGAGCCAGACACGGACGACGCCAGCAGUCUGGCCGGUCGUGACUCCAUUGGCAACCGCACCUUGGACACGACCAAGAGCCGCGCCAGCACUAAGCCUACCACGCUCAUGAGUCUCGACACCCGCGAGCCUACGAUCCUUCCCACCACCCACAUCGCUCAGCCGCGCCAGGGCAGCGGCGAUGACUCCUUUGGUACCUCGCAGCGUCGCACCACUGCGCCUCGCGACGGCGUCACGACCCAGAUCGCAUCCGAUAGCGGGUCUCGCAGCGUCAGUGGGCAGACUGGCAACACCAGCAGCAUCGCCGGCGAGCAUGGGCCCGCCUUCAUCAACGUACCUUCCCACACCAGACCGCAUCCCAACAACAACCCACACCCGUCUGGAAUUCCCGCCGACAACGCCAGUGUGUUGACUCUCGCCUCCUCCAAUGCCGGCAUGAGUCUUGGGGGGGCCAGCCGGAGUCACCAUCACGCGCCUAGCCUGGGUGGAGCAAGGAGCAUCGGCGGCAGUCUCAUGGGCGACCGUCGCAACAGCAGCGACACCUACGCUUCCCUGAUGGCUUUGCCUCCGCUCAGCCGGCGUGGCAGCGACUCGUCCUCGCGAACGCGCGACUCGAUCGCGGCCAGCGCGACCGGCCAGAACUCGCACCAGGCCAUGUACGGUGCAGGUACCUCUGCUGGACCGGGCGCCCCCUCGGACCGCCUCAGCCUGCACCGCACGCCUUCUCAAAAGACGGUCGCUACACAAUUGUCCAUUCCGCUCUCAGCAUCGGCAUCCAAUGCGGCCCUCCAGGCGUACGCCAAGAGCGAGCACACUGCGAAUGGCAGCCAGCCCCACCUCGGCGGCUCUCAACAGGCACAUGGCAGCACUGAACCUGCCACGCCCGUGAUUGGCUCGGAAGCAGGUCACUCGGUGAACGCGCCCGAGAAGCCGCUAGAGGCAUCGACAAGUACAGAAGUGAUCGAUUCGCAGUUGACGGCGCAACCGGCUGAUGAUGCGCUGCUCAAGGCUCAGGCGAGCAAUCUUGCCGCGACUGAGCACGAUGAGACGCUGAACGCGGCUGCUGAGCGGACGGAGCAGGUGGGAGAGGAUGCGGUGGCGACGAAGAAGCAUGGAGAGCUUGAUGUGCCCGGUGGUCCGCCCGUUGCGUGA
This is a messenger RNA of Kalmanozyma brasiliensis GHG001, 1809 nucleotides long. RefSeq lists its product as uncharacterized. The transcript has a single exon. Bases 1 to 1809 code for a protein of 602 amino acids. Lineage: Eukaryota; Fungi; Basidiomycota; Ustilaginomycetes; Ustilaginales. The record is from RefSeq and is a predicted model, not a curated record.